Schistosoma mattheei is the source of this 635-nucleotide messenger RNA. The record is from the annotation of a GenBank genome assembly. Lineage: Eukaryota; Metazoa; Platyhelminthes; Trematoda; Strigeidida; Schistosomatidae.
AUGGAUACUGUGUUGUAUCCAAUAGUUAUUGCUGUCGUUGUGUGUUUUGUAACUGUUAUACUAUAUUGGUUAUCAGUCAGAAAGAGACUUAAAAACGUGUUGUUUAUUGGUGCUUGUGAUUCAGGGAAAACAACUCUUUUUUCAUCUAUUCUAUAUGGAAAUCCAUCUUCCACUUUUACAUCUCUCAAUGAGAAUGUUGGAAAUCUGAAAACAGAUAAAAAAGCUCUUGUUCUUGUAGAUGUUCCCGGCCAUGAUAAAGUUCGAAACGAGAUAAUUCACAAAUAUAAGUCGGACACUUUGGCAUUAGUAUUUGUCAUAGAUUCAAAGUCUAUUCAGAGUGACGUAAAAGAUGUUGCUGAGUUUUUGUACAAUAUACUUGUGGAUAAGGUUUUUAUAAAGAAUCGCGUAAAAUUACUAGUAGCUUGCAAUAAACAAGAUGCUACCACGGCAAAAGGUGUCAGUGUAGUGACUCAUUUGCUUGAAAAAGAAUUGAAUACUCUUACAUUUACACGUACUGGUGCGCUUGCUGGCCUUGAUCAGUCCACCAUAUCAACAUUGACAAAGCCGGGAGUGACCUUCACUUUUGCAAAAAGUCGUUUACCGGUGGAUUUCGUUGAAAUUUCUGCUACAAAUAA